UCUUCAUGCUGCAGUUUCGAUCUUUCUAUUUAAACAAAGUAGAAGAAUCUCUCAGAAGCAGAGGAACAGAUUAUCAGUGUUGGAUGUGAAGAUGGGACACACUUUGUUCUCUCUACUGGGUUUUUUCUUGCUGAAUUUACUUUACCGUGGACAAGCUCAAGAUGCUGUGCUGACCAUUGAGCCAAACUGGACCAUUUUUUUUACCUGGGAGUCUGUUACCUUCAAGUGUGACAUUACAGGAGACAAAGACAGCGACUGGUAUUACGCAAUCCUCAAGGAUGGUCAAGGAAUUCUCCCUUACGGCAAACAUGACAGCUAUAAAUUACCCUCUCUAGCUACAGGCUACAGUGGUGCAUACCAAUGUGUUUUUCAGCACAGGGGAUCAACAAAGACAAGCAAUACAAUCUAUCUAACUGUAUCAGACACACCUAAGCCUGUCCUCACUGUGUCUCCAUCAUGGCCGAGUCCUGGAGCCUCAGUAACUCUGAACUGCAGGGUUGAUCAUCCUUCUGCUGGCUGGAGCUUCUACUGGUAUAAGGCUGGUCCCAAACUGUCAUACAACUCCUACAGCUAUGAGCUGCUACCUGGCAGCGAGAAUGGGACUGAACAGGAUCUCUUCAUCAUUGAUGGACAAACACACACAGCAGGAUAUGUGUGCAGAGCAGGAAGAGGAGACCCAGUAUAUUUCAGUUGGCACAGCAAACCUAAGUUUGUCUGGUCUGGAGAUAUUAACUCAGCAGCAUCUCUCACAGUGAGUCCUGACAGUGUGCAGCACUUCACCAAAACGUCUGUGUCACUGAGCUGUGAGGGAAACUCCACUGAGUGGAGAGUGAUGAGGUUUUAUGAAUCUGGCUACUUUUAUCCCUGUUCUCUCUGGGGGACAAUGACUGGAUCCACAUGCACAAUAACCAGCAGCUGGGUUAGUGGAGUGUUCUGGUGUGAGUCUGAAACAGGACAGUUCAGUAAUGCUGUCAACAUCACUAAAGAUGAUGAUGGUCAAAUGAUCCUGGUGAGUCCUGUCCGUCCUGUGGCUGAGGAACUUCCUGUCACUCUUAGCUGCAAGUUAAAUAAUGAAGCUGCUGUUAAUAAUGUGGAUUUCUAUAAAAAUGACAAACUCAUCCAGAACGAUACCAGAAGGGAGCUGACCAUCUCCGCAGUGUCAAAGUCAGACGAAGGCUUUUAUAAAUGUAAACAGAGAGAUUCAGCAGAUGGUUGGACGUCACCAGAGAGUUGGUUCUCAGUAAAAUACAAAAACGUGAUCCUGGAAAGUCCUGCGUCCACAUUGUUUGAAGGAGAAUCAGUGACUCUGCUCUGUCUGCAUCGUACUCAGAGAGAGGGGAAUGCUGCCUUCUACAGAGACGGAUCAUUGAUCACAACAGACAGAAACCACCAGUCACCAUUAAUGGCAAACAACACAGUUCAAGUAAUGUCAGACGGGAGCUCUUACAGUUGUAAAUUUGGCGAUGAAGAAUCUGAACCAAUAAAACUGAGACUAGAACCAAAACCAAAGGCCCUGCUGAGAUACAUAUUUCCAGGAGGGGGCAAUGUGACUCUAACUUGCUCUGUAGGACCAUCAUCAGCUUCUGGUUGGAGAUACUUCUGGUACAAAAAAGAGAAAACCUCUGAACCCCUGAAGACACAAGAUGUUGUUUUCCUCACAAAUGACCAAAUCAGUGUCUCACGAGGCGUCUACUGGUGCAGAGGAGGAAGAGGAGACCCUGUUUACUACACAGAGUACAGCGAUGCAGUCGUCACAAACAGGGCUGUUGUGACCCUGCAACCCAAAUGGCCUCAAAUAUACUCUCGAGAAACCUUCACUCUUACAUGUGAAAUUGAGGAUGGAGGAGACUAUGAGUGGGAGUUUUUUUGGACGACACCCGGGUCAGUAACACCUCAGAAAUCUCACCUUGCUCCUUCAUCAGGAAGUGGGAAAUACCAGUGUGUGGGCAGACUGAAAGGUGAAAUGUCUUACACGCUGUGGAGUGAUGUUUUCACAUUGACAGUAUCUAACGACACACCUGAGCCUGUCCUCACUGUGUCUCCAUCAUGGCCGAGUCCUGGAGCCUCAGUAACUCUGAACUGCAGGGUUGAUCAUCCUUCUGCUGGCUGGAGCUUCUACUGGUAUAAGGCUGUUCCCCAAAAGUCAGACUACUCCUACAGCUAUGAGCUGCUACCUGGCAGCUACAAUGGGACUGAACAGGAUCUCUUCAUCAUUGAUGGACAAACACACACAGCAGGAUAUGUUUGCAGAGCAGGAAGAGGAGAUCCAGUGUAUUACAGUUGGCAUAGUGAACCUAAGUUUGUCUGGUCUGGAGAUUUGAAUUCAGCAGCGUCUCUCACAGUGAGUCCUGACAGUGUGCAGCACUUCACCAAAACCUCUGUGUCACUGAGCUGUGAGGGAAACUCCCCUGAGUGGAGAGUGAUGAGGUUUUAUGAAUCUGACUACCUUUAUGACUGUUCUUCCUGGGGGACAAUGAUUGGAUCCACAUGCACAAUGACCAGAAGACGGGUUAGUGGAGUGUUCUGGUGUGAGUCUGAAACAGGACAGUUCAGUAAUGCAGUCAACAUCACUAAAGAUGAUGAUGGUAAAAUUAUCCUGGUGAGUCCUGUCCGUCCUGUGGCUGAGGGACGUUCUGUCACUCUUAGCUGCAAGUUAAAGACACAAACUGUUUAUAAUGUGGAUUUCUAUAAAAAUGACACACUCAUCCAGAACGAUAACAGAAGCGAGCUGACAAUCUCUGCAGUGUCAAAGUCAGAUGAAGGCUUUUAUAAAUGUAAACUGAAAGAUUCAGCAGAUGGUUGGACGUCACCAGAGAGUUGGUUCUCAGUAAAAUACAGAAACGUGAUCCUGGAAAGUCCUGUGUCCACAUUGUUUGAAGGAGAAUCAGUGACUCUGAGAGAGGGGAAUGCUGCCUUCUACAGAGAUGGAUCAUUGAUCACAACAGACAGAAACCACCAGUCACAAUUAAUGGCAAAAAACACAGUUCAAGUGAUGUCAGAUGGGAGCUCUUACAGUUGUAAAUUUGGCGAUGAAGAAUCUGAACCAAUAAAACUGAGAACUGAACCAAAACCAAAGGCCCGGCUGAGAUACAUAUUUCCAGGAGGGGGCAAUGUGACUCUAACUUGCUCUGUAGGACCAUCAUCAGCUUCUGGUUGGAGAUACUUCUGGUACAAAAAAGAGAAAACCUCUGAACCCCUGAAGACACAAGAUGUUUUCCUCACAAGUGACCAAAUCAGUGUCUCACGAGGAGGCAUCUACUGGUGCAGAGGAGGAAGAGGAGACCCUGUUUACUACACAGAGUACAGCGAUGCAGUCGUCACAAACAGGACUGUUGUGACCCUGCAACCCAACUGGCCUCAAAUAUACUCUCGAGAAACAUUCACUCUUACAUGUGAAAUUGAGGAUGGAGGAAACUAUGAGUGGGAGUUUUCUUGGAGGACACCCGGAUCAAACACACCUCAGAAAUCUCACCUUGCUCCUUCAUCAAGAAAUGGGAAAUACCAGUGUGUGGGCAGACUGAAAGGUGAAAUGUCUUACACGCUGUGGAGUGAUGUUUUCACAUUGACAGUAUCUAACGACACACCUCAGCCUGUCCUCACUGUGUCUCCAUCAUGGCCGAGUCCUGGAGCCUCAGUAACUCUGAACUGCAGGGUUGAUCAUCCUUCUGCUGGCUGGAGCUUCUACUGGUAUAAGGCUGUUCCCCAAAAGUCAGGCAACUCCUACAGCUAUGAGCUGCUACCUGGCAGCGAGAAUGGGACUGAACAGUAUCUCUUCAUCAUUGAUGGACAAACACACACAGCAGGAUAUGUGUGCAGAGCAGGAAGAGGAGAUCCAGUGUUUUACAGUUGGAACAGCAAACCUGUGUUUGUCUGGUCUGGAGAUAUUAACUCAGUAGCGUCUCUCACAGUGAGUCCUGACAGUGUGCAGCACUUCACCAAAACCUCUGUGUCACUGAGCUGUGAGGGAAACUCCACUGAGUGGAGAGUGAUGAGGUUUUAUGAUUCUGACAACCUUUAUCCCUGUUAUAUCUGGGGGACAAUGACUGGAUCCACAUGCAAAAUAACCAGUAGCUGGUUUAUUGGAGUGUUCUGGUGUGAGUCUGAAACAGGACAGUUCAGUAAUGCAGUCAACAUCACAAUGAAGUAUGAUGAUAUUAUCCUGGUGAGCCCUGUCCGUCCUGUGGCUGAGGGACUUCCUGUCAUUCUUAGCUGCAAGUUCAAGACAGAAACUGCUCUUUAUGAUGUGGAUUUCUAUAAAAAUGACGAACUCAUCCAGAACGAUACCAGAAGGGAGCUGACCAUCUCUGCAGUGUCAAAGUCAGAUGAAGGCUUUUAUAAAUGUAAACAGAGACAUUCACCACACGGUUUGCAGAAGUGGACGUCACCGAGAAAAGUCAAAAGAUCUCAGAGGACCAAUCAGGGCCCUGCUACAGACCACAUGAUCAACCAGGACGAAACUAACCAAAGAGAAAAUGCUUCUGUUCUUCAGGAGUCAGUGUUCGAUGUGAAGAUGGGACACACUUUGCUCUGCGUGCUGGGGUUAUUCUUGCUCAAUUUACUUUACCGUGGACAAGCUCAAGACACACCUAAGCCUGUCCUCACUGUGUCUCCACCAUGGCCGAGUCCUGGAGCCUCAGUAACUCUGAACUGCAGUGUUGAUCAUCCUUCUGCUGGCUGGAGCUUCUACUGGUAUAAGGCUGUUCCCAAAAAGUCAAACAACUCCUACAGCUAUGAGCUGCUACCUGGCAGCGAGAAUGGGACUGAACAGGAUCUCUUCAUCAUUGAUGGACAAACACACACAGCAGGAUAUGUUUGCAGAGCUGCAAGAGAAGAUCGAGUGUUUUACAGUUCGUACAGCAAACCUGCGUUUGUCUGGUCUGGAGAUUUGAAUUCAGUAGCGUCUCUCACAGUGAGUCCUGAGAGUGUGCAGCACUUCACCAGAACGUCUGUGUCACUGAGCUGUGAGGGAAACUCCACUGAGUGGAGAGUGAUGAAGUUUUAUGAACCUCGUAACCUUUAUCCCUGUUCUAUCUGGGGGGCAAUGAUUGGAUCCACAUGCAAAAUAACCAGGAGACGGGUUAGUGGAGUGUUCUGGUGUGAGUCUGAAACAGGACAGUUCAGUAAUGCAGUCAACAUCACAAUGGAGAAUAGUGAAAUGAUCCUGGUGAGUCCUGUCCGUCCUGUGGCUGAGGGACUUCCUGUCACUCUUAGCUGCAAGUUAAAUAAUGAAGCUGCUCUUUAUAAUGUGGAUUUCUAUAAAAAUGACAAACUCAUCCAGAACGAUACCAGAAGGGAACUGACAAUCUCUGCAGUGUCAAAGUCAGACGAAGGCUUUUAUAAAUGUAAACGGAGAGAUUCAGCACGUGGUUUGCAGAAGUGGACGUCACCAGAGAGUUGGUUUUCAGUAAAAUCAGCUUCUCGGCCUGGAAGAGCCUCUCAAUUUCCCGUCCUGUUGACUGUUGGGCUGCUUUGUGGAGUUUUACUGAUAAUUCUCCCGCUGCUGUUCCUGUAUCGCUACAGAAAAUCCAAAGAUUCAGUCUUCAUCAGAUCUCAGAGCACCAAUCAGGGCCCUGCUACAGACCACAUGAUCAACCUGGAUGAUAUUCAAAACAUGCCAGAAUAUUCUACUCUCCUCCAUGGUGAUCGUUGUCUCUAUGAAACAAUCGGAGGGCCUGUAGAAGCUGGAAAUGCAGGUGCCAGUAAUGAACCAGAAGAGAGCCUUUACAUAAACGUGGCUGCAGAUCAAUAAAGACAUCCUCAUGGACAGAACCAAUGGAGCGGAUAAAAACAUGAAAAGCAACAUCCUUGUUUCAGCAAUUGAGUGUAUUUGCUGCUUUUGUGUAAAUAGCGCAGUGCCUUUUUUUAAUAACGGCCUUUCUAGGAACAUGCUAAAUGCUUUGCAAUUCAACUGUAUACUUACUUUCUGUGUACUUAUAUUUAGUAUAAAACAUUGUACUGCAACAUUAUCUGUUACAUGUCAGAUUCAGAUCAUGUGGCUCUAACCUUGUUGUACAUUUGGUGAUAUUAGAGCCAGAUACUAAUAUAUGCAGUAUGGACACAUGCUUUAGCACUGUAGAUGCACACAGUGGACACACACAUAUAUUAUUAAUAAAACACAAAUGCAAUUAUA
This is a messenger RNA of Trematomus bernacchii (emerald rockcod), 6130 nucleotides long. RefSeq lists its product as uncharacterized. The coding region runs from base 92 to 5749 and encodes 1885 amino acids. The record is from RefSeq and is a predicted model, not a curated record. The transcript is spliced from 31 exons. Gene Ontology annotation, biological process: cell surface receptor signaling pathway. Gene Ontology annotation, molecular function: transmembrane signaling receptor activity. Lineage: Eukaryota; Metazoa; Chordata; Actinopteri; Perciformes; Nototheniidae.